Camelina sativa (false flax) is the source of this 1640-nucleotide messenger RNA. RefSeq names its product histone-lysine N-methyltransferase ATXR5-like. The record is from RefSeq and is a predicted model, not a curated record. NCBI's taxonomy places the organism in Eukaryota, Viridiplantae, Streptophyta, Magnoliopsida, Brassicales, Brassicaceae. Gene Ontology annotation, molecular function: protein binding.
ACCAGUAAUUUUGAAUUUGUCAAAGGUUAAAAAAAAAACCAAAAAAAAGAGAGAGCCGAUAAAGAAGAGUCCCAAAUCACACUCCAGGUGAUGCGCACAUCAGUUUUCGUGCGCACACGCGGCGGUGCACGUUAGCUCCAACCAAUCGAAAUCGUUUUCUCCCCGUUCUCCUCCGGCGACUCUUCUUCGUUUCGAGCAUCCAUCCCAGUCAUCAUGGCCACGUGGAACGCUUCCUCCCCAACGGCGUCUCCUUGCUCAUCAUCGAGGCGACGAACGAAAGCUCCAGCGAGACGCCCUUCUUCCGAAUCUCCACCACCGAGGAAGAUGAAAUCAAUGGCUGAGAUAAUGGCGAAAUCUGUCCGUGUGGUUGUACAAGAAGAAGAAGAAGAAGAAGAUGAACAAGAAGUCGAAGAUAGCUACAACGAUGUUGCCUGUGAGAAAUGUGGUUCUGGGGAAGGAGACGAUGAGCUUCUUCUCUGCGACAAAUGCGAUAAAGGGUUCCACAUGAAAUGCCUUAGACCGAUCGUUGUUCGUGUCCCCAUUGGACCUUGGCUUUGUGUCGAUUGUUCCGACCAACGACCUGUAAGAAGGUUAUCUCAGAAGAAGAUCUUGCACUUCUUUCGGAUUGAGAAGCUAACUGAUCGAACAGACAAAUCAGAAUCGAGUCAAGAAGAGACUAGAAAGCCUCGGAGACGAUCUUGCUCUUUGACAGUGAAGAAGAGAAGGAGAAAACUGUUACCUUUGGUUCCAUCAGAAGAUCCUGAACGGAGGCUUACUCAAAUGGGCACACUUGCUACUGCAUUAACCGCAUUAGGUAUCAAAUACAUAGACGGCUUAAAUUAUGUUCCCGGUAUGGCUCCUCGGUCUGCUAAUCAAUCCAAGUUCGAGAAAGGUGGGAUGCAGGUGCUGUCAAAAGAAGAUUUAGAGACAUUGGAACAAUGUCAAGCUAUGUGCAGAAGAGGAGAAUGCCCUCCUCUUGUUGUGGUAUUUGAUCCGCUUGAAGGUUACACAGUUGAAGCAGAUGGUCCUAUUAAGGACUUAACAUUCAUAGCUGAAUAUACAGGAGAUGUUGAUUACUUGCAAAACCGAGAAAAAGACGAUUGUGACAGCAUCAUGACUCUCCUUUUAUCAGAAGAUCCAUCUAAAACUCUUGUUAUCUGUCCCGACAAGUAUGGAAACAUAUCUCGCUUCAUUAAUGGCAUCAACAAUCACAAUCCGGUUGCUAAGAAGAAGCAGAACUGCAAAUGCGUGAGGUACAGCAUAAAAGGGGAGUGUCGGGUUCUUCUAGUGGCUACACGCGAUAUAUCGAAAGGGGAAAGGCUCUAUUAUGACUAUAAUGGUUAUGAACAUGAGUAUCCUACUCAUCACUUCCUCUGAUCUCUCUCCACCUCUAACAGUUCUACAGAGUCUCUAGAUCAGAUGUUCUUUUUUAGUUGCCAUUUUACAGGUCAAUUAGAAGAAAAUGUAGAGCUGAAUUGUAAUGGCCUUUGAAAAGGUUGCAGCAUUAUUAAAUUAUGAAGUUAGCUGUAGAAUAAUUGGAUUUUUGGAUCGGCAUUACAGAGAUUAAGAUGUGGCAAAAAUGUUAAUGGCAGAACUUUUGUUUGUUUACCAAAUGAAAUCAUAACCUUUUGUUAUAUGUU